GUCCCGUGUCUGUCCGACAGGGAGUCCCCCCCCUGUGCACGUCUCCGUCUCUGGGCUUUCACCCUAGAGACAAAGGCUUAAUUGUCGAUCCACGGUACAACCACUUCGCGGGCUUUCGCUCCUCUCGCGAACAGCCUCUUGUCUGAACCGGGCAAACCAUGGCCGCCGAGACGUACGGGUACCCUGUACCGAACCCUGCACCAGCACCCGUGCCAGCCGGGUACCCCGCGCCGGCACCAACCGUCCCUCCACCUGUGCAAUUCAAUGCGGUGCCGAUGGGCGCGUGGUCGACGGGAUGCUGCGCCUGCUUCGACGACAUGGAAGCAUGUUGCUGCGCUUUCUGGUGUCCCUGCGUCUCCUUUGGCCGAGUCGCCGAGAUCGUGACGGACGGUAACGUGGCCAUGGAGGAGGCGUGUGCCUUGUGGGCCCUUGUUGCAUUCUGCAUAGGGGCCGGAUGCGUGUAUUCUUUUGGUUUCCGAACCAAGCUGAGGGCCAAGUACAAUCUGCCCGGCGAUACGAUCAACGAUCUUCUCCUGCACUGGUGCUGUGGGUGCUGCUCCUUCUCCCAGGAAUACCGCGAGCUCAAGAACCGCGGCUGGAUUCCCUCAGACGGCUACAAGGCGAACAUCACGAGGUUUCAAAUGGGAAACUCUGGUAUGCCGCCUCUCAACACGGCACCUGAGAAUCAGUUCAUGUCAAAGUGAUAGAGGUGGUGAGAUGCUGCUGCUAGUGCAUGCAUCAACAGGCUACAGGACCAAACAUACCGGUAGAGGUUCCACAUGAGGAACAGCGGCAUUCUGCCUCUCAGCAUUGCACCUGAGAAUCAGUUCAUGUCGAAGUAGCAGUGACAGUAGUUGGUAGAGGUGACAGAUUGUUGCCAUUUUAUGCAGGGGUUGUGUUGUGUUGUGUUGUGUGGGGCGUGGUGUGCAAUAAAGAUGCAAUGCAAGCUGCAGGUUUGUCAUGCAUAUAAUGCUGCAUUGUAAUCCUACCAUGAAUUACGAUAUGGGCCUUGAGUGGCAUGUGUAAGG
Messenger RNA from Closterium sp. NIES-67, 1028 nucleotides. The record is from the annotation of a GenBank genome assembly. NCBI's taxonomy places the organism in Eukaryota, Viridiplantae, Streptophyta, Zygnematophyceae, Desmidiales, Closteriaceae.